Molecule: messenger RNA, 1260 nt
Organism: Symbiodinium sp. CCMP2592
Lineage: Eukaryota; Dinophyceae; Suessiales; Symbiodiniaceae
Source: the annotation of a GenBank genome assembly
AUGGCUGCCCCCAGCUGCCCCAGUGUGCCGGAACUUCGUGAAGCGCUCGCGAAGGCCGAAGCUCAGCACGCUGACAACCAGGAAGCCCUGCAAACUGCCGGGCAUCAGGGACAAGAUCUUCUGGCUGAGGAGCAAGUGCUGCGGCAGAGCUUGGAAUCUUGCCGGCAGGAGCUGGAGCAGGCCGCAGAGGAGCGAUCCACGCCCUCUGAGAGAAAGCCACAAGCCAGGGCCCGGCAUGAGCUUGAGCGACUCCAACUUCGGAAUCAGCUCAUGGCAGAGGAGUUGGAGGAGCACGAGAAUGUAAGAUCCCGAUCGAUCACCACGCCACGCCAUCGUCGGGGCAAGUCGCAAAGUGAGGAUGGUCGGAUCCAGCUUCAAGAACUUAACAAGGAGCUGGCAGAGAUCAACACUGCAGCAGAGGAGGCUGCGCGUGGUUGGGCACAGGAGCAGCGGAUGCUGGCUUCGGAGGUUCUGGAGGCGGAGGAAUCCGAGGCCAAAAUGCUGAAGCAGAUGAGAGAGAAGCUAAAGCAAAUCAACGAAAGGAACGAUUUCUUAAAGGAGGAGUUGCGAAGCGAAGAGACCAAGACUCAAGGAAAAACACUUUCUUUGCAGACUGCUGUCGGGCAACUACGUGCAGAGCUGAAGUGCUGGAGCACGAACGGCGGAAGCCCUUCCCACCUUUCCCACUUCCAGAAUCGUGGCCAUGGCUCCAGCGCCGGGAGCGAGGUUUGGAGCGGCCGUGCCUCAGAGAGUUCUUUGGGCUCGGGAGGCUCAGGAGGCUCAGACUCACAAAACUCGGAGUCGCAGGGAGUCGUCCCUAACCAGCGGAAGGCUCGGAGGCGCCCAACCUCCAGCUUUAAGCCUUUGGAGCAAAUGGUCGCCAGACCGACCACAGAGAAACCCCUACGCAGCGAUUACAACGCAACGGACGAGACGGAGGCGACCUCGAGUGCCUCCACAGCACUGCGCUCUUUGCGGAACUCGGUCUCAGGGCUCAUGGACGACGCACUGCUCCGUGUGGGCGAGCUGCUGCAAGACUCGAGCGGCACGGUCAAGGAGACCAAGAUGGAGCCUAUUGCUGAGACAAAGUUCGAGCAAGAGGACUUAAGUGAAGGCUCGGAAGAAACGUCGAAUGGUUUGUGGAAGGGGAGCCAUCGGGAGAGCGCAUCAGCAGCCUUUGCUCAUUUCGGGGCGUUGCUCCAACAGCAAGUAAGCAGCGCGGCAGAGAUGGCAGGGACCGCCAUGCCCAGCCGAGGUUGA